Messenger RNA from Penicillium chermesinum, 1404 nucleotides. It is a transcript of the gene nuf2, whose product is annotated as kinetochore-associated Ndc80 complex subunit NUF2. Gene Ontology annotation, biological process: attachment of mitotic spindle microtubules to kinetochore; mitotic spindle organization; meiotic chromosome segregation. Gene Ontology annotation, cellular component: kinetochore; Ndc80 complex. The coding region runs from base 1 to 1404 and encodes 467 amino acids. The record is from RefSeq and is a predicted model, not a curated record. The transcript has 4 exons. NCBI's taxonomy places the organism in Eukaryota, Fungi, Ascomycota, Eurotiomycetes, Eurotiales, Aspergillaceae. Gene Ontology annotation, molecular function: protein-containing complex binding.
AUGGCGUACAAUCACCGCAUGAGCAUGGCUGGCUCCCAGCAACAAAACCGGGGCCGCAAAAAGGAAGACGAUAAUGAUGCGCUGAUGCGCCUGCCCGACAAAGAGAUUGCAGGAUGCAUCAACGACAUUGGAAUCCCCUUUAGCCCUGCCGAUCUUGCCAAACCGAACCCGCAGCAAAUUCAGAUGGUCUUCGAGUGGUUCGCGGAGCUUCUCAUGAAUGUCACCCGCGAGACCGUCGAGCCAGGAAUGCACGCAGCUGCAGAAGACAUCUGUGGCGACUAUCCUGACAUCGUCCCUAACGAUACGCGCAACUUGAUGGGAUUCUUUAUAAGUAUCCGACGGCUACUUUCAGAGUGCGGCGUCAAUGACUUCACGUUCACCGAUAUGACCAAACCGACCCACGACCGACUCGUCAAGAUCUUCUCGUACCUAAUCAACUUUGUCCGCUUCCGCGAAUCGCAGACCCAAGUGAUCGACGAACAUUUCAACAAGACGGAGAAAACUAAGACGCGAAUCGAGGAGCUUAUGGCCGAGAACCAGGAGAUGCAACAACGGCUGGCCGAGAUGCGGCGAGAACAGCAAAUAAAUGAGGUUCAGGUUCGAGAGAAAGUCACUCGGAAUGAUGAGCUCAAGGCUCGAUUAUUGGAAUUGGGCCGAGAGCAGUCACGAGUGGCAGAAACGCUGGACCGGGUGAAGACUGAACGAGCGCGACGCCAACAACAAUUGGAAGAAAAGACCGAGAGGACUGUCCGGAACCGACAGGAAGCGGAGAAACUGCGACCGUACACCCUGGAAUCACCAGCGACCCUGCAAUCCUCAUUAACCGAACUGGGCGAAAAUCUCAUGCGCGAGAAAGCGCAUAUUGACGCUAUGGAGAAACGGGCUCGGGCGCUACAGACUUCGUCCGACACGUUUACAGUAGUCUCCAACGAAGUCCAGGCAUGCGUUAAGCUGCUGGAUGAUAUCUCUACCGAGCUACAAAAAGAAGAGGAAGAACAGUCCCGUGCCUCUCGUAAUAGGGAGGCCAUUUCUGAUCGCGGGGCCAGUGUCCGCGAGGUUGAGCAAACAGAGAAACUCCUGCAGCGGCAAUUAGCCCGUUGGAAUGAGCGGAUCGAACACCUUCGCAAGAAUGCACAGGAGAAAGCCGAGCUGGCGCAAGCGCGGAUGGAAGAACUUCGCAAUGUACAAAAGCAAUUGCGUGAAGAACGUGCUGAGAAGCAGCGCGAUAUGGAGCGGCGACGGAUUCGCAUCGAGCAAACAGAGAAGAAGAAUCAGAUGGUCGAUCUCAAGGAGAAUAUCGAAGCGGAAAUCCAAGCAGCACAUGACCAGUACCUCAAGCUGGAGUCACACAUUAAGCUGUACAUUAGAGAGAUGGAGAAAUCACUCGGAGAUAGUAGGAUCUGA